Molecule: messenger RNA, 1293 nt
Organism: Scheffersomyces stipitis CBS 6054
Lineage: Eukaryota; Fungi; Ascomycota; Pichiomycetes; Serinales; Debaryomycetaceae
Gene: NSA1
Product: ribosome biosynthesis protein
Exons: 1
Coding region: 1-1293 (430 amino acids)
Biological process (GO): ribosomal large subunit biogenesis
Cellular component (GO): preribosome, large subunit precursor; nucleolus
Molecular function (GO): protein binding
Source: RefSeq, a predicted model, not a curated record
AUGAAGUUUCUAGUCUCUUCUGACGAUACUGGAGUCGUGAAAGAAGUUAUUUGUAACCGAGGAACAGACACGUCAAAGCAAGAUGCUACCCAGCCUAUUUCUGUGAAGAACUUCUGUACGGAGCCUAACUGUAGUAGAAAGAAUAGGAUAAUCCACAUGAUAAACUACCAGGAAAAGUACCUUGUGGCCAUCAGAAUUGGCGGAGAACUCUCUGUUUAUGAGAUCGCAGAUGAUGAAUACGAAAUUGAGGACGAAUACAAAUACAACCUUUUGCAUAACUAUAAAUUGGAAGUGUCUUCCAGUGACAAGCCUAUAUCGUUAUUCACUGUGGACAUCCUCGAGGCUGUAGCUGUGGCAUUUUCAUCUGGUAAAGUGUUUUUUGUCAACUUCAACGACGAUAAGUUUGAUAAAGAGCCAGUUUUGGUGCAAUUGCCUGGUGGUAAAGAGAUUGCCGAGUUCAGCAAGAACCCCAGUGUGGAAGGCAUUUUUGGAUAUGGUGGAGAAGAGAACGACGUCAGAAUUGUCAAAUUAUAUGAGAGUGAUAUCACUUCAGAAAUUUUUGACACUGAGAAUGUCGAAAAUAAUUUCAAGUCUGAGGUGGUGUUCACAGCCAAGAACGUCAAGAACGACCAUCUUGAUUUGAGGGUGCCUGUUUGGAUUACUAAGAUCCGAUUUUUCACAGAACAGCCAGAAAAGGGCUACAAGUUCAUCACAGCAACUCACUAUGGCCAAAUUCGAGUAUAUGACACAAACCAUGGCCGAAGACCAGUGAGAGACUUCACUGUUUGUCAAAAGCCGAUUCUCACCUUGACUUUUGCCAAUGAGGAAGAGAGUGAAGUCAUAAUAUCCGAUCUGCAUAACUUGAUAGCCAAACAUUCGUUGAUCCAAGUGGACGACAAGGCAUCCAAGACUCAUUCCGCAUCAGCUGGCGACAUUAUCAAGCCAGUGGCCAAGUUGCUCGGCAGGUUUGUAGACCAGUUUGGAGCUACCUAUGGCGUAGAAGUCGGUGAAGGGCUACUUGUCACAGGGGGAUUAGAUAGAUAUCUCAGGGUGUUUGAUCUAGCUUCGAGAGAAAUUGUUGCCAAGGUGUAUGUUGGAGUAGAGGUAUCGUCUGUGGUGGUUCUUGAUUACGAAGAAGAGGAACUGCAGGAGGAAAUUGUUGGUGACGUCGAGUUGCUCAAAAAACUGGAAAAGAGAAAGAGAACUCUUCCAGUGGUGGAAAGGGAAGAAAGUGAUGAAGAAGACUUGUGGAAUCAACUUGAAGAGAAGGACAUCAAACGCAAGAAGUCGUAG